Messenger RNA from Ostrea edulis (European flat oyster), 6683 nucleotides. RefSeq names its product tumor protein p63-regulated gene 1-like protein. NCBI's taxonomy places the organism in Eukaryota, Metazoa, Mollusca, Bivalvia, Ostreida, Ostreidae. The transcript has 4 exons. Gene Ontology annotation, cellular component: cytoplasm. The coding region runs from base 146 to 1030 and encodes 294 amino acids. The record is from RefSeq and is a predicted model, not a curated record.
UGGUUGGAACGAAAUAAUUUCGUGGAAAUGAAUGUUUAAAAAAAUAUGUUCCUUCCGUCCGUAAUUUUUUUUUAUAGAGAUUCAUCGGGUUCGAAAUGUCUAGAAUCUAAGGGAAGUAACUAUCCUACGCGUAAAUACAUUCAAAAUGGCGACGAACACUGAAACGCAAAACCCAAUUCUCUCGGAUGAAGAGCAGAAAACGUUCACAGGAGCAACCCUUCAAAUUGACGGGGUUGACAAUCAAAUGGGGCAUGAACCAGGUGUAGAGUUCACUGGACCAAAUCCAAAUUUUAACAGGAAUCGGCCUGGAAGUGUGUAUGGAAGGCAAAGUAUCCGAAGUACAAGCAGCCGCACCUCAGUCCGACCGGGAUUUAUCAAGGGCGAUGUAGAGUCCAGUACAUUCUUCAGUUAUAAGGAGGAGAAUUUUUCCAGAGCUCUUGACACGUGUAAAAAGAGCAUGAAGGACGACAUCGAUGGGGAGUUUGUGGGAGCUUGGCUGCUUACUGUUAUUGACCACUGGGACAAUGAGAGAGAGAGGUUAUUUAUUCUAAGUAAAAACUGUAUGCUGAUCUUCAAGUAUGACUUCAUUCUUCACAAGCUGGAGGAUUACAAGAGAGUGAUGUUGUACCUGAUUGACACCGUGUGUGUAGGAGACUUUGUCUACCCACCGAGAAGUGUGAUGCCAAUAAGACAACAUGGGGGAAUUCAGGUCAAAUGGAACAAGGGCCAGCAGCCUGCCUGGGCCCAGAUGUGGAACCCCUGGUGUGAAAGUAUUCCCUGGAUCACCCUGGCUCACCACCCUCUGCUGUACAACCCCAAGGAAUAUGAGACGGCCUUUUACAAUGUGGACGAGUUUUACGAAUCUUUGAUUCAGGGAAUCAGCAACAGCUACAAGGAAAAGAGACCGAGCGAGAAAAUCACCAUUGUAGAGGGCCCCAUCAUGAUUGAAAGCUAUGCCAGUUUGUCCUCAAUGGUCUUCAAUCAAAGUGGUCUUGGUUUCAAUAGAGACAGGAAAGGCAUAAGCUUCUAAGAUGUGUGGUCUGUCUGAUCUACGCAGUUGUUAGUUAUCAAGCAUAAUGUUAAUGCACAUGUACAAUAUUUGGAAAUCCAUUUCCACUGUCACGAAAUGAUAAAUUGUUAAUUUUCCAUUUGAUAGAUUUUUUAUUUUUUUUAUUAAUUACACUAGCUGUGACAUUAAAGGCUUUGAAAAUAUUUACGUUGCUUAAUUUAACAUUUUCAUUGACAUAGAAAUUUUUAUCAUGACAGUCAUUUACUGUGCAUGUCAUAAGAAUAUGUACAUUUUAUUGCAGAGCUGUGAUGUUUAUUUAAUAUAUAUAACUUUUUUUUGGUUUGUUUUUCAAUCUGUCUGAAGGGAAGAGUUAUGAAAUGUUAGAUUUGUAUGAGUCCAUCGAGUUUGUUACUGUGGCCCUGCUGAUUCUGAAGUGUCCUUUUCUUUGUGUUAUUUUUUGUCUUUUUGCUUUGUAUGUUCUAUUAUUUACACACAUUCAGUGAUAUUCCAUAAGUAAUGCUGUUCCUAUUUAUACAUCAAUUUGUUCGUGCUUUAGAUAUUUACUGGUUCCUAAAUGACCUUUAAAAUUAAAGACUUGCCACUCUCCACACAAGCUGAAAAAUGUAGGCACUGUUAUUUUUGCAAUUUUUUUUAUCAAGGGCAGAUAACUCUUCCAAAAAGUUUCAAAGACAGAAAGAUUGGCUUUUCCUUUACAUUUACCAGUUCUUUGAAUUUGAUCUAUUUCAUUUUCAUCAUUUCUUCAGAGGCAUACAUAACAGAGAUUAACGACUUCUCCAGGUCUCGUAUUAUCUCAUUGUCCUAUUUUUUGGUAAAAAAAACACACAAAGAUUUAAAUUACGUAUAUAACAACUUAAGAAUGAAAGAUCAAGUUCAGACCUUCUUAAUCCUGUCACUAAAAUAUAUUUUCAGAUGUUUCACUUCAAAAUUAAAUGAAAGCCAAGUUUCAAAAGGCGACACAUGACCAAAACUUGGAAAAUCUUAGAGAUUUCAGGAAAUGUUAACAAUUUGCUUAUUUUUUUUGUUGAUAGUAUAUUUGUUUAUCAUCAAAUCAUUUCAGAACUUGUUACGUUCGAUUCCAAUUUAUGAUAAGAGUGAAAUAAACUUAAAAUCAACAUCACUUUAGAAUUUACAGGUGGGACCGUCACAUAUUUUAAGUGGUAAACAUGCUGACGUAGAAGUUGCUUAUCUUUGUUAUAUAUAUCUCUGGCUUUUUAACACACACAAAAAAAUAUUUAUCUUGAUUUAAAUAAUUCAAAAUUGUUCAAUCUUCUUUUGUUAUACAUUGAAUACCUUAGAUUGUUUUUGGAAUGGUAACUUAUCUUCAAAGCUGUGUUCCAUACCACCAUUGUAAUGACCCCCCCCCCCCUUCUUUUCCAUCCAUUGGCUAGCAUGGUUUGUAUUUGAGUUCUUUGUGCUAGGCUUCAUAGAAUGACCAAAAACUAGUCAUGCAUACAUGGAGUCCUUUUAUUUUUGUUCUAAAUAGACAUGCAUUCUUUAAGUCAUAUCAGAUAUACCAAAUAUUUUUAUUAUCAUUUUUGUGGGUGAAUUCCGUUCUCAUUAAAUGCUAUGUUUGCAUUGUAUCAAAAUUAUCGGGGUCCUACCGGCUUCCUUGGUUAUUUUUUGAUUUGAUUUAUAUUGCAUACAGCUUUAUUUUUGAUGCUGAUUAAUUUUAGCUAUCUAACUAUUGCAGUCUUGUCAUUUAUAUAGAAGGACAACAAAACUAAUUCUAACAUUGUGAAAAUAAAAAUUGAUAAUAACCAGGAUCGAACUUAAAGCUAUAUACAGUGGUAAUUAGACAUGGUAACUGUAUAUCUAGUGAAUUUGGUGUUGAGAAUUCUUGGCAGAUUUUUUUUUUUACAAAAGGUGUUCAGAAUGUUGGUGCAUUAUUUUUUGGCAGGUUUUUAUUUUUAAAAUGCAAUUGUGAUUCACAUGAAUGAAAAUCUUUCAGGUUUUUAUUUUUGGCUAAUAUUUGCUAUCUACCAAAAAACAACAUUUCAUACUUGCUUAAUUGACCUGAUUUAUGGUUCUGAUACAUGAUGUUCUAAUAUACUAAUACAUGUACUUAGUGAUUGCUGUUGUUAGAGAGUAUCAACAAGAGGAAGCAUGUUUUAUCUUAGUGUAAAGUAAAUUUUAUCUAUGUGUAAAGUAAAUUUUAUCUAUGUGUAAAGUAAAUGUAACAUUCAUAUACAUACCUGAUAGUCUGAAAAUUUAAAAAGUUUGAGAUAUAUAUAUAUAUAUAUAUAUAUAUAUAUAUAUAUAUAUAUAUAUACAUACACUUCUUUAACAUCAUCAACAUGAUUUUUUAUUUUUGCCAUGCUUGCUUGAGUUGUGAUGUGCCAUGAAGGAGUAUCAUUUUAGGUAAUGCAAUGUUCAGUUAUUGAUUGGAUAUCAAUCUUCUGAUGAGAUCAUGUUUAACCUGAUUAAUGAGGAAUAACACACCAGAGGAACCUGAUGUGGUUGAGUAGUGGACAGGGGUGUCAUUUUUCUCUUUUCAGAGGAAAUCCUCUGAUUGACCCAAUUUUUGAAAAAAUGAAACACACUCUUGGUUUGAUUUAAACUGACAGAAAAGUAUAUUUUUCCAGGUAGGGUGAGAUGUUUUUCUUCAUUUUUGACCAGUUCUUGUCUGAUUUCUGAGGAAUUCAGUCACAGUCCCGAGUGGAGGAUAUAUACAAUAAUAUUUUGAAAUUAUCAAGUUUCAAAUUUACCUCAUUUAGUGGAAAAAAUGCAGUUUUAGUAGAAAGUAAUCUAAAAAAAAAAUUUAAAAACCACUGCUAGACUCCAACGCACGGUCUACAAAUCAGCAGUCCACAUUUAAACUUACUGAUUUACACAGCUAGGUGAUUAGAUUUAAAAGGAAUAUACAUGUAUUGCUGAUAAGUAUAUUUUCAUUCAAGUUUCAAAAUGAAGUCAGCCAUUAUAUGAUGAUGUGUUAUUUCUCCUUAAGCACUCCUCCAAUUUAUAAGGACAGGGACUACUCUGUGAAUUUGUUUCUUGUCUGUUUGAGUGAGCCUGAAUGAUGAGAAAGAUUAUUUAUAUUGUAGGGCUAUUACAGGUGAAUUCCAUGUUUUUUGUUAAUAGUGUGUGGCAGUUUAAAUAAAAAUUCAACCAGUGAUAAAAAAUAUUCAGAUUGUUAUGGGGGAAAAUUUUAGCUUAUUUUAAAUGCAGCAGCCAAAAACUUAAUUAAAAAUAGCUUUUUCUUCUACUAGGGUAUAUAAAUUCUUUUCAAAUGAAAUUUAUAGACAACUAAAAUUUUUGUCUUGUGACCUUUUCAUUCUUUUUAUUCUAUACUCUUGCAGUUUUUUGUUUUCAAAACAGCACAGCAAAUAGACAAGUUCUAUUGAAUUUAUUUAUUCAGGAUUAUGUUUGUUUGCUUCCCUAUGAGGAAGUUGACCUUGUACUUAAAAGAUAGAAUUUAUUUUGAAAAAACAAAAAAAUAUUUAUACUAAAUGGCUGAAUUGUUUCCGUCUUGCUGUAAUUUACAAUGUAUGUGUUUAUAAGCCAAUUGUGAUAUGCAAUAUUUAUCAUAUUUCUUUAUUCAUGUUUAUUUGUACAGUAUAAAAUGGAAAUUCAAAUUUCUUAUUUCAAAGCAAUUACUAUUAAUUUCCAUUAUUGAAAUAUGUUUCAUUUUGUGUAUUUUUUAUCAUUAGAAAUAUUAACAAUUGUGUACAUUGUAAAUGUGUGUAUUCUAUCCGUGUACACAUGCAUAAGUAAUGUGUGUACUAGUGUGUUGUCCUAAAUAGUCUUCUCUGAAUUCGACACUAGGAAAUUAUUUGUCUAAAAAUGUUAUUUUUGAAAAGAAAUUAAUGAUAACAACUUGACAUUGUAAUUAAGGAUGGAUGACACACCAGAGAAAUACUGACAUGGAUGGAAAGCAGAGGAUAUGUACAGUAAUAUUUUGAAAUUGAAAGGUUUCAAAUUUAUCUUAUCUAGGUAAAAAUUGCUGUUUUAGUAGGAGGUAAUCUGAAAAGAAAUUUAAAACACCUGCUUGACUUGAACUAGCUGCAAUAAUGUAGUCCUCUUUGAUUUUUUUGUCAUUCUUACGUUUUCAAAAAAAAAAAAAAAUGGAUAGGGCUACAUUAUUGCAGCUAGACUCGAAUUCACGAUCUUCAGAUUGGUAUUUGACACAUAAACCUACCAAACUACCCAGAUAGGCAAUUACAUUUAUUUAUAUUUCCAUUCUUGUUUUAAAAGUAAGCCAGCCUUUAUUUCAGACGAUGUAUUGUUCCUCCUUAAAUUAAAAUCAAAAGUUCAAAGUGCAGUAUUGAAUAGAUUUCAUUCAAUUUAUAACUGUCUCUCGGCACAAAUUGAAAUGUGAAGUUUUCACUCUGUUAUUUUUGUGUGAUUAACAUUUGGCAUUGUAAUGUAUGCUCAAUUCAAUGUAGAUUUUUUUUUUGUUUCUUUUUUUCAUGUUGAACUAAGAGGUGUUGUUUAUGUACAUGUAAUUUCACAUAUGUUUAAAGAUGUUUUCUUGUUAUUUGUAAUUAAAGAUUAGUUAAUUAUGAUGUCCAUCAGGACAGAUAUUGACAGUAGAGAAUCUACCACUGUGUAUUCACUUAUUGUAGUGUAGUUCAAUUUUCAUGGGUGAAGAAAAAAUGAGUGCUGUUUAUUUGGGUUUGAUUUCAUUAUUUACAAGGUUUCAUUCUUUGAAUGAUUGUACAAUAUGUCUUCUUCAUAGAGAGUUUGAAAAUGUGGUAAGUCUAGCCUGGAAAAUUAGAUGGUUUUCUGGAUCAACUCCUGUACAGGUAGUGAAUUUCUGGAUCCACCUCUUUACAACUAGUGAUUUUCUGAAUUUAAAUUCAAAUUCUACCACAGUCAUUGCAAAGAUCAAAUAAAUACCGCGGUCAUUAUUCUCCGAUAUACCUUCAUACAUAAUACCGAUAAUUGAUAAUGAGAAAAUUGAUGCACAUCUCGUUGCUCUUCGUGUUUUGCUAAUACAACAAUAAAGUCGAUAACUGAUAAUUCAGUUUUAUAAUCACAAAAAUUAAGCAAUAUAUGUUGCAAAACAAAUUUAAAAAUUACUGACGAACAAGUGAUAUUCAGUAUAAAUCAAUCGUGUGCAUUCCGAGAUCGAUACGUAUGUAAACAAACAUGUCGAUGCACAGUUUUCUUGGACUGUGUAUUCAAAGUUUUUCAAAAUAGAUCAAGUAUACCCUACCGUCUCACCUUUUUUGUCAGCAAAAACCAUGUAGGCCCAAACCAUUUCGGAAAAUGUCAUGACGUCACGGUGACCCAAUUCGUAGCUGUAUAUUUAUAGGUAAACGAUCAGCUGUAUAUUUCUGGUCCGUAGUAGAAUAGAAAUAAAGUUCUUGUUUUCGUGUAUAUUGCAGGAUAACUUCGGUCUCAAAAUGUUGUUUGAAAUAUAAAAUCCUCGGCUUUAUAUUUCAAAUUUAAACGACAUUUCUUGGCCUCAGGUUAUCCUGCAAUAUACUGUACACGAAAUCGCGAUCUUCAUUUCGUGAAUAUAUUACAAGUUAAGAAAGAACAAGAACCACAAAUACCCAAAUAUUGCCCUGUAAUUUUGAGUAGAAUAAAGUAUCUUCAUUCCAAAAUUCUAUCAUGGUAUAGAAUAGCUUAGACCUUCUUCUUUAUAUAUUCAGUGUGUAUUCCCGCGAAAAUUCAUGCAUAAAGUUAUUAAAACAUGCAGAACUUAUAA